AUGAAGUCUUUCUUUCAUGCCGUUACCCAGCGUCCCGUUCUCGCGAGUUCAGUCCGAGAACUGGAUUUGAGUGGCUGGCAAACGGAAGCCGUUUCCGAUGACGAGCGGGAAAUAAUUGAGAAUGAAACAGUUCCGAAAGGUCUGGUCACGGCAUCGUCUCAUUCGAUCGAAGAGGCUAUACAAUGGAAGAAGAGCCUGAAGAAAGGAUAUGGGGACGCAUGGAUUGCUCUGAUUUUCCCGUUAUUGACCCAUAUACGGCAGCUCCAACUAUCAUAUGCCAAAAGAACAUAUUUUAAGGACCUCACCCUGCAACGGGCAGUCAAUGGCGAGAAGCUGUUUCACAACCGACAUGCUUUUCAAUGCUUGCGGGAAUUCUCGUUCUACCGCCGUGAUAGAGUUGACUGUGUUGACCCCCCACAACAAUCUGAAGACACUAUGCCACCCUCGGCUGCGCUUCUCAUAUCAUUUUUCCACUUUCCUUCCGUGCGUGCAAUUGUCGCUGAUGCAGUGAUAGAUCCGAGUUCAAUCACCAGUGCCGUCAACAGACAGACUGGAUUCUCCUCCGUGUUUGAAAUUAAUUUGCGAGCGAGUUGCGGCAAUCAAGGAAUGGAGGCACUGGUGGCAUCGUGUGCAGACUUGAAGUCAUUCCAGUAUCAGCAUUCCGACUCCCACAUUCUCUCUCAUGGCUAUCAACCAACGGCCUUAUAUCGCUCCUUGGCUCGGAGCAGGGAAACUCUGCAGACGCUGUCACUGGACCAUUACGGCAAUCACUAUCCAUUUACAGCAGCCAGUCUGAAUCAAAACCGUGAUGAAUGGUUUGGAUCAUUAUCCGACUUUACUUUUCUACGAGACCUUUGCAUUCGGCUGCCCAACCUCCUCGAUAUUCAGUACCAAAGCGAUCCCACGAUGGCCCUUGUACAUUGUUUUCCCCUGUCACUUGGAAUACUCUAUAUUGAAGGCUGCAAAGAGCGCCAUCUUGUCAUGCUGGUUGCACAGCUUUUGGCCAUUCUUAAAAAUCGCGCUACCUGCGUGCCGAAGCUUCGGCACGUGGAUAUUGAGGGACCGUUCCAAAACACGUCUUCGAACUUCUCUAGCAAUAUCAGCUCCAUAAGCACACAAACGAUCGUUCAUACAGUAAAUAGCAAGAUCGUACAAGCUGUGGAACUCCUCCACGAGGGUUGUAUUACUGCUGGAGUUCAUUUUUAUGUCCACGAUCGCGCAUUCACUCAAAAGUCCCCUGUUUAA
This is a messenger RNA of Penicillium cinerascens, 1245 nucleotides long. RefSeq lists its product as uncharacterized. NCBI's taxonomy places the organism in Eukaryota, Fungi, Ascomycota, Eurotiomycetes, Eurotiales, Aspergillaceae. The record is from RefSeq and is a predicted model, not a curated record. The coding region runs from base 1 to 1245 and encodes 414 amino acids. The transcript has a single exon.